AUGUCAACCAACUGCCCCCCAGCAAACACUCUCAACCAAACCACCUCCUCCUACAACAACAUCUGUCUCCUCAGCGGCUCCCCCUCCGUCCUCUCCAACGCCACAGUCCUCACCCUCUUCAACAACUGCUGCACCUCCAACGGCGGCACCUACGAGCGCAGGAGCGACGCCUGCUACCACGAAUGUCACAUCUCCCAAGUAAUCGGCUUCCAAACCGUCCCUGAUUGUAUCCGCGAGAUCAACUUUAAGGAGGAAGGCGGGCUCGCUGUCGGCUGUUUUGGGGAUCUGAAAGACAAUGCGCUAAUGACAUUGCCGCCGACGGGAGUCACGGUUAGUUUCAACCAGAGUACGGCGACGGUUAACGAUGCGAGCGGUGUUACUGCUACUGGUACUUUCAGUACUGGUCGAAUUGGAAGCGCUACUAUUACAUCGGCUCCGAAGACAACUUCAGUUACGGCCAGUAGUACCUCCGCCGGUUUGGCUACGAGCACUUCUAAGGCUUCGCAUGCAGGAGGAGUUUCGUUUGUGGGUGUGGGAGUUUUGUGUUUAUUGGGCUUUGCUCUGUUGCUUUGA
Glarea lozoyensis ATCC 20868 is the source of this 573-nucleotide messenger RNA. RefSeq lists its product as uncharacterized. Lineage: Eukaryota; Fungi; Ascomycota; Leotiomycetes; Helotiales; Helotiaceae. The record is from RefSeq and is a predicted model, not a curated record. Bases 1 to 573 code for a protein of 190 amino acids. The transcript has a single exon.